GCUGCUGCUAUGGCAACGGCUGCGGCUUGUUCCCGUAACUAAAGUUGAGCAGCUGGUUAGCAUGCUGGCCCAGCUGGUUAGCCGGUCGACGCUGUUAACCAGCUCAUUAACUAACUAACUAACUCAACUGGUGUCAUAAUGGCACAGAAGUGACUUCCUGCGGCGUUUAAUCGGCGGUGAGAGCGUCAUGACUGUCCGCUUCAAGAGUCAGAGUGAAUACCAGAAGAGCUACAAGGUUUCCCGGUCCAGAAGUGUGUCUCCUCAGCGCUGCGCCCCGUUGGCCGGCCUGCGCUCUGACCAGAUGGUUAUCAGCAGAGAACCAGGUCUUCAGCGUCGGAAGAGGCUCGGUCCUGCUGGUCCUGCUCAGUCCGGCAACUUUCUGCUCCGUCCACCAGAUCCGCAACUGUCCAUCACUGAGCCAACUCUUCAUGCACACAGAACAGCGCCCCCUGCUGCCUCUAGGAGCCGUUCAGCCCACAGGAAGGAGCCUUCCAUGGACCCAAAACCUCCAACACCAACACCUGGAUCACGGGUAGAACCUGCAUCUUCUGCAGAGCCUGAACCUCCUGCAGGACCACGACCUGCUGCAGAUUCUGAACGUGCUGCACAACCAAGAACAGCUGGAAAAUCUACAAAGCCCCACCCCUCUAAACCUGACAGCCAACCACAGCUCAGCAGCCCUGUGACUGCAGCACCUGACGGACGGCAGCCCUCGGCCAAUGAGGUUCAGCAUGCUCUGCGGUUGAGAGCGGGGUUGAGGUCAGGAGGUCAAAGGUCAGGAAGUCAGAGGACAGAGUACAACAGACAGUUCAGCUGGAAGAAACCUCUGGCUGCUGCUUCACCUGUACUGACUGCAGAACAGGUGCUCUACUCCAGCAGCAAGUCUGUCCCCCCCUUUAAGAAGAACCCCAUUUCCAUGGAAACAGAGUAUCAACAGAACUUCCAGGGUCUGGUCCCGUCCGCCAGACCUCGCCUUCGGAAAUAUCUGGAACAUCAGAGAGUCCCACUGUUUUACACUCACAUGAGCAACAAAAAGAGGAGGGAGGAGUCAGAGAAGAUGCCCGGCCCUGACCAGGUGACCACGCCCCCUCCUCCUCAGGUUCAGAGAGGACACAGGAUGUUGACAGAGUAUCAGUCCAGCUUUCGUUCUCCCCUCUACAGGAUCCCGGAAGAAGGCGGAGAAAUGGACGCAGACGCUGCUCAGGUGAAUGCGAAGGAGUUGAGACAGAAGGCCUUGUUGUACCGCAAUCGAGCCUGGGGCACUAAUUUCUCCAGAGAUCACCUGAGCCAGCUGCUGUCUGAACACAACGCUCUGUGGGAGCCGUCAGACACCACAGACUCCGCUACAGAUCCCACAACCCCCCGUCUGACCUGCGACCUCAGUCACAAUCCAGACAGCCGCAGCUCUUCUUCUGUGGAGGCCCUGGACCUGGCCAGCCGCUCCAGUAACUGCAGUAAGAGGUCUGUCGUGCCGUCAGGUGACAUACAGCAUACAAACAAAAACACACGAACAAAUGCACAAACACCUCCGGGUCCUGCUGCUGAGAGGAUUUUGGCCUGGGGAGGAGAGGAAGAAGAAGAAGAAAAUACAGAUGAGGAGGAGGGAAGGUUACCGACUCCCAGGCUGAAGACGCGACCAGUUCAGAGGACUCACCAUGACGUCACCACACCUGCCACAGGAGGUGCCAUACUUGUGGGUAAGCUGAAGAGCUCUGAUGAAUCUCCGUCCAAACAGCAGAGGUGUGGCUCGGCGGUUUCCGUGGCAGCGGGGGCAGACAACGCCGUUAACCUGCCUGUCACACGUAAGGAGGCGUGGCCAGAAAACAACUCCACCCGCCUCCACUCUUCUGGCCCCGCCCCCAACCACAACCCAGCCUCCAGUCCUCCCUCUAAACCAAUCAGGACAAAGCAAACGCCUUCUUCCCCCGGAGCCCCGCCCCCGCUGGUCCCACCGCCACAGCACUGUAUCCAAGGCACCCUGAGACACCCCGACUUCCAGCACAACGGUGAGUUGGGUUUGAGAUUCAGGGAGCUGCAGUGUUCAGGAGGAGGCUGCGGUUCUGAUGAAGACGACCGUCUCUCGGUGAUGUCGUGGCGUUCGGCAGCUUCCUGCUCCAUGGCGUCCUCUGUCCUGGAGCGCGCUCAGAGGAGACGAGAUAACUUCUGGGGGAAGAGAUGACCCCCCCCCCAACCAGAUCAUUGCUGUCACCAUGGAAACCAGCGUGUUGCUUGUAGAGUUUUUAGUUUGUGAAUCAUUGUUGUAUAAUAAUGUAUUUUCAUAGAAGAAAGUGAUUAAUUUAAAUAGUGAGAAUCAUGUGUUUUUAUAGAUGAACUGAAGGUUCUGGUAAUUAUUCUGCUGCUUUAGUUUUGUAAUAGAUGUUUUUUAUGAAUGUAGUAAAUUAUGUUGCUGCGAUCAAAGUGAUAAAAGUGACAUGAACAAUAUCUCAUUUUUGUUUUUAUGUCAUUAGAGAUGGAUAGAAAUCAUGCAAAUUGUAUGAGUCAUACAAAGUUACCAAAAAAUACAAAAAUGUGAAUGUGAA
Messenger RNA from Thunnus maccoyii (southern bluefin tuna), 2540 nucleotides. RefSeq names its product Mdm1 nuclear protein (gene saxo6). The record is from RefSeq and is a predicted model, not a curated record. NCBI's taxonomy places the organism in Eukaryota, Metazoa, Chordata, Actinopteri, Scombriformes, Scombridae. The coding region runs from base 188 to 2179 and encodes 663 amino acids. Gene Ontology annotation, biological process: negative regulation of centriole replication. The transcript has 16 exons. Gene Ontology annotation, molecular function: microtubule binding.